Messenger RNA from Melospiza melodia melodia, 2598 nucleotides. Its product is annotated as striatin-4-like. Lineage: Eukaryota; Metazoa; Chordata; Aves; Passeriformes; Passerellidae. The transcript is spliced from 17 exons. The record is from RefSeq and is a predicted model, not a curated record. Bases 19 to 2112 code for a protein of 697 amino acids. Gene Ontology annotation, cellular component: dendrite. Gene Ontology annotation, molecular function: protein-containing complex binding; calmodulin binding; armadillo repeat domain binding.
CCCUUUGUGGCAGCCGCCAUGGCGGCCGAGCGGCCUCCGCCGGUGCGGGCCCAACCUCCGCCCCCCGCUCCCGUUCCCGGCCCCGCUCCGGGCCCCGCUCCGGGUCCCGAGCCCGCGGCACGAACCGGCCUCAGCCUGCCGGGCAUCCUGCACUUCAUCCAGCACGAGUGGGCGCGGUUCGAGGCGGAGAAAGGGCGCUGGGAAGCGGAGAGGGCCGAGCUGCAGGCGCAGGUGGCGUUCCUGCAGGGCGAGCGCCAGGGCCAGGAGAGCCUCAAGCUGGAUUUGGUGCGCAGGAUCCGGAUGUUGGAGUUCGCCCUCAAGCAGGAGAGGUCCAAGUACCACAAGCUGAAGUUCGGGACGGAGGCGGCGCCGGGGGAGAAGCGCCCGGAGGAGCCGGUGUCCAACGGCCCCGUGGAGCUGGAGGGAGCCUGGCAGGAGGGGAGGCAGCUCCUGCGCCAGUACCUGGAGGAGCUGGGCUACACCGACGCCAUCCUGGCCAUGCGCUCGCGGCGGCUGCGGGCGCUGCUGGGCCGGAGCCCCCCCGGAAUUCCGGAACUUUCCGCGGGAAUUUCCCCGGAAAUUUCGGGAAUUCCGGGAAUUCCGGGAAUUCCGGGAGCCCCCCCCAGCCCCGGGAGCCCCCCCAGCCCCUCCCCCCCCCCCGGCUCGGAGUCGCUGCUGCUGCGCCGCAUCGAGGAGCAGAUCCAGAGGAACGCCGGGAAGGAGCCGCGGGCCGGGCUCAGCCCCUCCCCCCCCGAGGAUGACAGCGAUGAGGAAGAGGAGCCGGAGAGCCCCUCCCCCACCCCCCGCAGGAGGGGAAAGGAGGAGGAGGAGGACGAUGAAGAUGAGGAGGACUCGGAGGACGCCCUGGGGGAGUUCGACUUCCUGGGGACACCCGGGGACAGCCGGGAGAGCCACCGGUGCCACCUGCGGGACGGGGACCUGGGGCCACCGCGGCCACCGCGGCCACCUGAGGGGUGCCCGGCUGUGUCCCCGGCCGGGGCGCUGGCCCUGCACGGCCUCGGGGACCUGGCGGAGCUGACGGUGACAAACGACAACGACGGCGGAGACGUGCGGUCGCUGUGCCCGCGGCUGACGCUGCGCAGCCACUUUGACGCCGUGCGGGCGCUGGCCUUUGUCCCCGGGCACGCGGCGCUGGUCACGGCCUCCGAGGACGCCACGCUCAAGCUCUGGGACCUGCAGAGGCCGCUCGGCCCCAGGAAGAGCGCGGCGCUGGACGUGGAGCCGGUGUACGCCUUCCGCGGGCACAGGGGCCCGGUGCUGGCGGUGGCGGUGGCGCCGGGUGACACGGGAGGUGACGCGGGUGACAUCGGUGUCACCGGGCUGUGCUGCAGCGCCGGCGUGGACGCGCGGAUUCGCUGCUGGCGCCUCCCGGGGCUGGACAGCGACCCCUACGGCGGCUACGACCCGCGCGUGCUCCGGGGCUUCCUGGACGGUCACUCUGACGCCGUCUGGGCGCUGGCCUUCGAUGUCACCGGGCGUCACCUGGCGUCGUGCUCGGCCGACGGCACCGUGCGCCUCUGGGACCCGCGCGGCGGGGACGGCAGCGCCGCCGGCCGGGGGGGCACCGUCACGGGCACCUGCCUGAGCGUGCUCGACGGGCACCAAGAUCACGGUGUCCCCACCUCGGUGGCCUUUGUCCCCUCCCAGCCCGCCCAGCUCGUGGCCGGGUUCCGCUCCGGUGCCACCGUCCUCUACGACAUCGAGGCCACCAAGGCCACGCUGGUGUCCCCAAACGGCGGUGCGCAGGUGAACCAGGUGCUCGCCCACCCCUCGCAGCCGCUCGCCAUCACAGCCGGCGACGACCGCGCCAUCCGCUACCUGGACACCCGCACCGGUGCGCUGGUGCACUCCGUGGUCGCUCACCUGGACGCCGUCACCUGCCUGGCCCUGGACCCCAGCGGAGCCUUCCUGCUGUCCGGCAGUCACGACUGCUCUCUCCGCCUGUGGCACCUGUCGGACCGCACCUGCGUGCAGGAGCUCCCCGCCCAUCGCCGCAAGCACCACGAGGCCGUGCUGGCCGUGGCCUUCCACCCCCGCCGCGCCCUCAGCGCCAGCGCCGGCGCCGACGCCCUGGCCAAGGUGUUCGUCUGACGCACCUGGGCACACCUGGGCACACCUGGGCACGGCCACGGCACACCUGGGGACAGUGACAGGACACCUGGGCACGGCCACGGGACUCCUGGGCACACCUGGGCACACCUGGGCACGGCCACGGGACACCUGGGCACACCUGGGCACAGCCACAGGACACCUGGGCACACCUGGUGGCAGCUGGGAACUCACCUGGUGGCACCUGGGCACACCUGGGCACAGCCACAGGACACCUGGGCACACCUGGGCACUCCUGGGCACAGCCACAGGACACCUGGGCACACCUGGUGGCAGCUGGGGACAGCUGGACAUACCUGGGAACAGCUGGGAACUCACCUGGUGGCACCUGGGCACACCUGGGGACGGCGACAGGACACCUGGGCACACCUGGUGGCAGCUGGGAACUCACCUGGGCACACCUGGAGACACCUGGUGGCGCCUGGGCACACCUGGAGCCAGCUGGGCACUCACUGGGAACUCACCUGG